AUGAGUGAAAUACGGCAUCGACGUGGUGAAGGUGAUGGGAAUGAUAAAGUGGAAACUGCCGGUGAAUCCGAUCAUGUGGAUUCUGAAGAAGAAAAGGUUUUAGAGGAGAAAUAUGUGGAUGAACUGGCGAAGAAUCUACCUCAAGGUACUGAUAAAACUCCCGAAAUUUUGGAUUCAGCUCUCUCGGGAUUGUCUUCCCGAUGGAGGAACUGGGUGAUCCGUGGUAUUUUCACAUGGUUAAUGAUUGGAGCUUUUUGUUUGCUCAUCUAUGGGGGUCCGUUAGCUCUUAUGAUAACAGUUCUUUGCGUACAAGUAAAGUGCUUUGAAGAGAUCAUCAACAUUGGGUAUGCAGUCUACCGGGUUCACGGCCUGCCGUGGUUCCGUUCCCUCUCUUGGUAUUUUCUGCUGACUUCCAACUACUUCUUCUAUGGGGAGAACCUCAUUGACUACUUUGGAGUGGUCAUUAAUAGGACAGACUAUCUCCACUUUCUGGUGACGUACCAUCGCUUCAUCUCGUUCAGCCUGUACUGCGUUGGCUUCGUGUGGUUCGUGCUGUCGCUGGUCAAGCGCUACUACAUGCGCCAGUUCAGCCUCUUCGCCUGGACCCACGUGGCACUGCUGAUCGUCGUCACCCAGAGCUACCUCAUCAUCCAGAACAUCUUCGAAGGUUUGAUCUGGUUCAUCGUGCCGGUGUCCAUGAUCAUCUGCAAUGACGUCAUGGCCUACGUGUUUGGUUUCUUCUUCGGCAAGACGCCCCUCAUCAAGCUCAGCCCCAAGAAGACCUGGGAGGGCUUCAUUGGUGGCGGCGUCUCCACUGUCAUCUUUGGGCUGGUGCUCUCCUACUUGAUGGCUCAGUACCCUUACCUGGUGUGCCCCAUCGAGUACUCUGAGUCCCUGGGCCGCAUGACGAUGGACUGCGAACCCUCGACCCUCUUCCGCCUCCACGAGUACACUCCGCCGCAGUUCCUGCAGCCGCUGAUGAAGGCAUUCGGACGCGAGAAGUUCACCAUGUACCCGUUCAUGAUCCACUCGCUGGCGCUGAGCAUCUUCAGCUCGGUGAUCGGACCCUUCGGCGGAUUCUUCGCGUCCGGCUUCAAGAGGGCCUUCAAGAUUAAGGACUUUGGUGACGUCAUCCCCGGCCACGGGGGCAUCAUGGACCGCUUCGACUGCCAGUUCCUCAUGGCCACCUUCGUGAACGUCUACAUCACCAGUUUCAUCCGCACCGCCACUCCUCAGAAGCUGUUGCAGCAGGUGUACAACUUAAAACCGGAACAGCAGCUGCAGCUGUUCUACGCCCUCAAGGAGUCUCUGGAGAACAGGAACAUCCUCAAUUUGGUACCU
Messenger RNA from Iphiclides podalirius (scarce swallowtail), 1341 nucleotides. The record is from the annotation of a GenBank genome assembly. Lineage: Eukaryota; Metazoa; Arthropoda; Insecta; Lepidoptera; Papilionidae.